Messenger RNA from Chrysoperla carnea, 1922 nucleotides. RefSeq names its product tribbles homolog 2. Lineage: Eukaryota; Metazoa; Arthropoda; Insecta; Neuroptera; Chrysopidae. The coding region runs from base 440 to 1699 and encodes 419 amino acids. Gene Ontology annotation, biological process: regulation of MAP kinase activity; protein phosphorylation; positive regulation of proteasomal ubiquitin-dependent protein catabolic process. Gene Ontology annotation, cellular component: nucleus. The record is from RefSeq and is a predicted model, not a curated record. The transcript has 5 exons. Gene Ontology annotation, molecular function: ATP binding; protein kinase activity; mitogen-activated protein kinase kinase binding.
AGCGCUAUGGCGUGCUUGGUGUAUUGUUAGGUUAUAUGAUACAUAUCACUUGUAUAAAAAAUCUCUCAAUACCCUUCAUCAUCAAUAUUAUACAAAUAAUAAUUAUUCAUUUAUAACAUAUAAAUUUAAUUAUUUAACCUAGUUUAAAAAAAUGUAUUAAUUAAUGAAAAUCAAUUAUUAAUUUAAUUGAGCGGGGACACCGGUCCAAAAAUUGACACCGCCGAUUUUCUUUUAUUUUUCUUUCACAUUACACAAUUCAUUUGUUUUUUUGUUUUUUUGACGGUCCAUUUUUUGGCACGAUUAUCCUGCUCAAAUUAAAAUAAUCUUUUUGAUUGUAAUUCAACAUUUAUAAUUUUUACAACAAUUGGAUUAUAUACAAAAUAGUGUGUGACUUUUUUAUACCGAGUGUUUUAAGUGUUUUUAAGUUGAGUGUACCAUAAUGAAUCAACAAGAGUCGACGACUAUGUCAACAAUGUUAGUACGUGUUAAAGAGGACAACAAUGGACAAUUAUUAACAACAAGUGUUCCACAGAUGUCUCCUCCAUCGUCACAACAAGGAUUAUUAGUGCGACAUUCAAAUAGUGAAAUAAUUAGCGAGAAAAAAGUGACACAAUUUAGUGGUUGUACAAAUAGCAACACCCCAUCACCUCCAGCAUGUAGUGCACCGGGUUUAAUACCGUGUCGUUUACAUAGAUCAAUUACAGUGCCAACUAGUGCUACAUCAAACAAUAGUGAUAAUAAUAAUCCUAGUUCCUCGAGUAAUAACGAUAAUUGUAGUGUUGUACCAUCUACACGAAGCGAUUAUGAUUUACAUGAACAAUCCGAUGAAAGUUAUCGAGUUCAACCAUCGAAAUUAUUGGGUGAAAAAUAUUUGUUGUUAAAUGUUGUCGAAGGAAGUUCUUUGUAUCGAUGCGUUAAUGUUCAUACGCACCAAGAGAUGGUUUGUAAGAUAGUGACACGUGACAGUAGCAGCUUAUUAUCAGCACACUAUCGUUUAGAUGGUGUGCCACACAUGAACCCACUACAUGAAGUAUUAGUUGGUGAACGUUAUCUAUAUUUAGUAUUUCCAAAAUCUCAUGGUGAUUUACAUUCGCAUGUGCGUGUACGACGUCGGUUACGUGAAGCUGAGGCACGUCGAUUGUUUCGGCAAAUGGCUGAAACGGUGAAAACAUGCCAUGAAAAUGGUAUUGUUUUACGUGAUUUAAAAUUACGAAAAUUUGUUUUUGCUGAUCCCCAAAGAUCCGAAUUAAAAUUAGAAUCAUUAGAAGAUGCCGUUGUAUUGGAAGAUCCAGAAGAUGAUAUAUUACAUGAUAAACGUGGAUGUCCUGCUUAUGUUAGUCCUGAAAUAUUACGCGCUGGCGCUCAUUAUUCGGGUAAAGCAGCGGAUAUGUGGUCGUUAGGUGUUAUUUUAUAUACCAUGCUUGUUGGAAGAUAUCCAUUCAACGAUUCAGAGCACGCAUCAUUAUUUGCAAAAAUAUCACGUGGCCAUUUUGUGAUACCUGAAUGUUUAUCAUCACGUGCAAAAUGUUUAAUACGAUCGUUACUACGGCGUGAACCAUCAGAGAGGAUAGCAUCUGAAGAUGUUCUCUUACAUCCAUGGCUAGUACGAGAAGAUCGUGAUACUUAUAUGAGUAGUAGUAAUAGUCGAAAUAAUGAUCAACAAGUUCCCGAUAUUUAUUUUGAUGAAGAAGAUGAUUAAACAAAUUUACCACAAGAAUAUAUUAAUUAAAAAAAAUUAUUUAAAAAAAAUAUACAAUAUUAGACUGUGAUAAUUCCUUCCUUACAUUAUUCCUCCCUUCCAUUCUCUUACUCCUAUUACCUAUUUUUUCAAAAUGUCAUGAAUUUAGAUGUAAAAAAUUGUUUGGUGUGAGACUUAAGGAAAUAGGACAGAAAAAAUUAAUGAAAUUGGCCGUGUUUUUUUA